Syngnathus acus (greater pipefish) is the source of this 2569-nucleotide messenger RNA. Its product is annotated as keratin, type I cytoskeletal 13-like. The record is from RefSeq and is a predicted model, not a curated record. Gene Ontology annotation, molecular function: structural molecule activity. Bases 73 to 2457 code for a protein of 794 amino acids. Lineage: Eukaryota; Metazoa; Chordata; Actinopteri; Syngnathiformes; Syngnathidae. The transcript is spliced from 15 exons.
CUAUAAAAUGUCCACUUGGGCCAUCCGAAGUCAUUCCUCGUUGACUGCAGCCUCCACCUGUAUCUCUUGACCAUGUCUCUCAUCCAAGGCCGCUCAGGCACCAGAACCCGCAGCAUCUCCUCCGCCAGCACCAUGAGCAUGAGCGGGGGCCGACUGCAGCUCGGCGGGGGAGCCCAGUCAUCCAUCUCUGGCGGUUUCUACCAGGGCCGCUCGCCCAGCGUUUAUGGUGGCUCAGGGGGCUUUGGCACCCGCAUCUCCCAGGGCACCAUCAACCUCUCUUAUGGCAACUCGCUCGGUGUUGAUAUCAUGGGGGCUAAUGAGAAAAGCACCAUGCAGAACCUCAACGACCGCCUGGCCACCUAUCUGGAUAAGGUACGCUCUCUGGAGUCUGCCAACAGGAAGUUGGAUUUGCAAAUCAGAGAGUUCAAUGAGAAGAGGUCUUACAUUGCCAGGGACUUCGCCGCCUACUUUGUCACCAUCAAUGAACUGCGAGCUCAGAUUGCAAGGAGGUAUGCAGAGAAUCAGAGCAUCAUCCUGCAGAUUGACAAUGCACAACUGGCGGCGGACGACUUUAAAAUGAAAUAUGAGGUGGAGAUGAACACGCGUGCACUGGUGGAGUCUGAUUUGGCUCGUCUUCGAGGGGUCCGUGAGAGCAUGAUUCUUGCCAUUAGUGAUCUGAAAAUGCAGAUACAGAAUCUGAAGGAUGAACUGGCACAACUCAAGCGAAUCCAUGAGGAGGAGAUGAAUGCAGCAAGGUCACAAUGCACUGGUAACAUUGAUGUUGGAGUGGACAGCCCGUCGUCUGUGGACCUUUCCAAGAUCAUUCAAGAAGUGAGGGAGCAGUAUGAAGCUCUGGCACUGAAGAACAAACAGGAACUGGAAAGAUGGUACCAAGCGAAGAUGGAUUCCCUCCAGUCCGAAAUCAAAGUUUACAGCACAGAUGUAAAAACCUUUUCUUCCCAACUAUCUGAGCUGAAGCGGACAUACCAGAGUUUGGAGAUCACAUAUCAGGGCAUCCUUGCAGAGAUCGAAUGCCUCCGUCAGAACCUCGCCGAUACCAAGUCACGAUACAGCAAUCAGAUCAGCCAACUUCAGAUUACCAUCAACCGCCUGGAGGAAGAGCUGCAGCACCUCAAAGUGUCCAUUGAGGAACAGAAGACCGAGUACCAACUGCUGCUGGACCUCAAGAUGAGGCUGGAGAGGGAGAUCGCCGAGUACCGUCGUCUGCUGGAUGGAGAAUCAUAUGAGCAGAAAAAGCCUUUGGUCAUCAGCAAGGUGGUGCAGGUGGAAGCGGCGCAAGAAUCUCCAGCAGCAGUUUUAGCUCAGGGAGGUGGUGCAGGUUACGCUGGUGGUGCAGGUUACGGCUUCAGCAUGGGAGGUGGCGCAGGCUUCGGCAUGGGCGACGGCAUGGAUCUGCAUGUCAGCGCCAACGAGAAGGCCACUAUGCAGAACCUGAACGACCGCCUGGCCUCUUACCUUGACAAGGUUCGCAGCCUUGAGAAGGCCAAUGCCGAGCUGGAGCUGAAGAUCCGUCAGUUCUUGGAUAGCAAGGCCUCCCCCACUGCCCGCGACUACAGUGCUUAUCAGAUCACCAUCAGCGACUUACAGGGAAAGAUCCAGGAUGCCACACGCAUCAAUGGAGGCAUCUACCUGGCCAUUGACAAUGCAAAACUGGCAGCAGAUGAUUUCAAAACUAAGUAUGACAAUGAGCUGGCUAUGCGUCUGUCAGUGGAGUCGGACAUUGCCGGUCUGAAGAGAAUGUUGGAUGAGCUGACACUGGUCCGCUCAGACCUGGAGAUGCAGAUCGAAGGCCUCAAGGAUGAGCUUGUCCACCUCAAACGUAACCACGAGGAAGAAAUGGCAGCCAUGAGGCUACAGAUGACUGGACAGAUCAACGUAGAGGUAGACGCCAAACCACAGGCCGACCUGAGCAGAGUCAUUGCUGAGAUCAGAGAGCAGUACGAAAGCAUGGCCGCAAAGAACAAGAGAGAUGUGGAAGCCUGGUUCCAGAGCAAGAGCGAGGCAUUGAACAAGGAAAUGGCUGUCAGCACAGAAACUCUCCAAACCUCCAGAUCGGAGAUCUCAGAGAUCCGUCGCACCCUGCAGGCCUUGGAAAUCGAACUACAGUCUCAACUUAGCAUGAAAGGAUCCCUGGAAAACACGUUAGCCGAAACCGAAACCCGAUAUGCCAUGAUUCUCCAAGGACUCCAGUCACAGGUCACAUGUCUUGAAGAACAACUGAUGCAACUGCGUGCCGAGAUAGAAAACCAGAGCAGAGAAUACAACAUGCUCCUUGAUAUUAAGACCAGACUUGAGAAGGAAAUUGCAGAGUACAGGAGACUUAUGGAUGGCGAGGGCAGCAUCGGUACGAACAAAAACACCACCACCAAGAUAGUCAUGGUCACAGAGGAGCUGGUGGAUGGCAGGGUGGUCUCCUCUACAACCACCUCCGCCUAAGAUGCCUUACCCAGCAAACAGCAGCCGAAAGGGGUGUGACGCCUAAAGAUUACUCUGUCAUUGCAAACCAACAAAAUGAUUGGAUAAAAGGCUCCCUUGUCUGCCGACUUAC